This is a messenger RNA of Funneliformis mosseae, 219 nucleotides long. The record is from the annotation of a GenBank genome assembly. NCBI's taxonomy places the organism in Eukaryota, Fungi, Glomeromycota, Glomeromycetes, Glomerales, Glomeraceae.
AUGAAAUAUAAUGAUUAUAAAGAAAAUAUGCAAUUAAAAAUUACAAAACUCGAAGAAACGAUUGUUCAAUUAGAAAGUGGUGAAAACAUGGAUGAUGAUUUAACAACGAAAAGUAUCGCUGAUUCAGAUAAUGUACAUAGUGAAGCAAAAUUGAAUUAUGAACAGCAACAAUCAGACACCAACGUCAUCAUAGAGACCUCUUCAGUUAAAUGGAUAUAA